Messenger RNA from Eimeria tenella, 1173 nucleotides. Its product is annotated as malate:quinone oxidoreductase, putative. Gene Ontology annotation, molecular function: (S)-2-hydroxy-acid oxidase activity; (S)-2-hydroxyglutarate dehydrogenase activity. Gene Ontology annotation, cellular component: cytoplasm. The record is from RefSeq and is a predicted model, not a curated record. NCBI's taxonomy places the organism in Eukaryota, Apicomplexa, Conoidasida, Eucoccidiorida, Eimeriidae. The transcript has 8 exons. Bases 1 to 1173 code for a protein of 390 amino acids.
AUGCCGCUUCUGUUUUCCAGAGCUGCUGCUGCUGCAGCGUCAGCAGCAGCAGCAACAACGGCAGCAGCAGCAGCAGCGCGGCGCUGCCUCAGGGGAAACGAGAAGGCCAAGGUGGUGAAGAGACAAGCGGAUAUGCUUCGCAACUUCGCCACCAAACUGCCCCCCGAAACAAGAGACAAAGUUAUUUUUCGUUUUCCGAAAAUGGCGCUGGCAGUUGGAGACGAAGAAUGCGAUUUCAUGAAAAAAAGAUUUCAAACUUUUAAACCUCUUUUCUCUUCUUUGCAACUCGUCGGCAAAACAGAGAUAUGCGAGCUGGAGCCGCGCGUGGGAAUGAAGAGCAGCAGCAGCCCGCGAGAUGACGAAGUUUGCGGCCUUUUCGUUCCCAAUGAACAUACUGCUGUUAAUUACAUUUCCCUGGCAGAAGCUUUCGUCAGCGCAGCCAAACAAGCAGCAGCAGGAAAGGCCCGCUUUGUUGUCGUCAGCGCCUGCGGGCAUUCUCUCCUCUUCGCCCAGCGGCUGGGCUACGGCCUCGAGUUCUCCUGCCUGCCAGUCGCGGGCUCUUUCUACUUCGCAGACAAAAUGCUGAACGGGAAGGUGUACACAGUGCAGGACGCGCGUCUGCCGUUUGCUGCAGUGCACGGAGACCCGGACAUUUUGCUGCUGGGGAAAACGCGGUUCGGGCCCACGGCGCUGCCGCUGCCGCUGCUGGAAAGAAAUAAUUUAAAAACAUUUUUUGAUUUUGCAAAAUGCGUGAAGCCCGACUGGCGGCUGGCUCAGGUGUACGUACAGCUCCUCAACACCGCCUACAUGCGCGCCUACGUCUUCAAGAACUUCCUCUUCGAAGUGCCCGCCCUCAACCUCCACCUCUUCGCCAAAGACUUGAGAAAAAUAAUUCCUUCAAUCCAAGUUGAAGACUUAACUUACGCGAAAGGCUUUGGGGGCAUUCGCCCGCAGCUGAUAAACAAAACCGAGAAGAAGCUGCUGCUGGGCGAAGGCAAGAUUGUGACAGGAGAAAACAUAAUUUUCAACAUAACGCCUUCGCCGGGGGGCACCACAUGCUUGGGCACUGCAGAGACAGACAUGCGGGAAAUAGUGAGAGAGCUGCAGGCGAGCAUUGACGAGGAGAAGUUCAGAAAAGUUCUUUUGCAAGGAGAGUACCCCGUUGGCAAUUAG